AUGGGUCGUUUCUGGUGUCUUGCCGACACCAUCACUCGCGAUGUCUGUAUCAUCGGAGGCGGCAGCACCGGCACAUACGCAGCUAUUCAGCUAAAAGAUCAGAAGCAAAGCGUCGUUGUUGUCGAAAAAAAAGACCUCCUCGGCGGCCACACAGAGACACUGUAUCUCCCCAACGGCCAGGUCGACUACGGCGUCCAAGGCUUCUUCAACAACAAAAUCACCACCGACUACUUUGCCAAACUCGGCAUUGACCAUGAACCCUUACUCCCUGGCUCGUUGAAGACGGACAACGUCAACUUUCUCACCGGCAAGAAAGUCCGUCCUCCUUCUGGUCUGCUGGAUACUAUUACCGCUGCUCUGCAGUAUCGCAGCGCUAUCCAACAGUUCAGCUACCUCGAGUAUGGCGUCUAUAACCUGCCUGACCCUGUUCCGGAAGACUUACUCCGUCCAUUUGGCGAGUUUGUCUUCAAACAUAACCUGCAGGGUGCAUUGAAUCUCAUCUUCCUGUUCGCCCAUGGCGUCGGUAACCUUCUCGAAGUCCCUACUCUAACUGUCAUUGCCAACUUUGGCAUCCCCCAUAUCAACGCCCUUUUACAGGGCUACAUCAGACCCAAACAUGGCGCAUACGAGCUGUUCCAAAAAGCAACUGACAAACUCAGACAAGACAUCCUCUUCCAAUCCACCGUAGUCAAUGCCACCCGCACCACUAACGGGGUAGAACUCAUCGUCCAACACGCCGACGGAUCCCGCAAACUCAUCAAAGCAAACAAACUCCUCCUCACCAUCCCCCCAAUCCUCUCAAACCUAGAUGGCUUCGACCUAUCCGAUGCAGAACGAUCCGUCUUCCAGAAAUGGGAGUGGAAAUCCUACUACGCAGCCGUCCUCAACAACACCGGCAUCCCAGAUGCCCGCAACGUCGCCAACCUCAAUCCAAACAAUCAACCAGGCAGUCUGCCUACUACACCGUUUAUCUGGCAUCUCGACUACCCGGGUGUAUCAGGCUAUCUCACACACAAGAUGGUCGGCGAUGCCAACUUUACGGUGCAGCAAGCGAAGGAUCUUAUUUUCUCUGAUGUUCACCGGAUGGGGACGGCGGGGACGUAUGAGACUAGGCGUCCGAAUAUACUUGCGUUUGCGGAUCAUACGCCUACUACUAUGGCUGUUUCGCCGGAGGAGGUGAGGAAUGGGUUCUAUAAAUCGCUGUAUGCGCUGCAGGGGCAGCAGAGUACGUUUUAUACUGGUCUUGCGUGGUGUUCGGAUUAUGCCACUUUCUUGUGGAAUUAUACAGAUAGUGUGAUAGAGAGGAUGCUAGCCUAG
This is a messenger RNA of Aspergillus wentii DTO 134E9, 1317 nucleotides long. RefSeq lists its product as uncharacterized. NCBI's taxonomy places the organism in Eukaryota, Fungi, Ascomycota, Eurotiomycetes, Eurotiales, Aspergillaceae. The coding region runs from base 1 to 1317 and encodes 438 amino acids. Gene Ontology annotation, molecular function: oxidoreductase activity. The transcript has 2 exons. The record is from RefSeq and is a predicted model, not a curated record.